This is a messenger RNA of Nomascus leucogenys (northern white-cheeked gibbon), 1193 nucleotides long. It is a transcript of the gene ZNF524, whose product is annotated as zinc finger protein 524. NCBI's taxonomy places the organism in Eukaryota, Metazoa, Chordata, Mammalia, Primates, Hylobatidae. The record is from RefSeq and is a predicted model, not a curated record. Gene Ontology annotation, cellular component: nucleus.
GCCGCCCCCGCCUCGCCGCCGCCGAGGGGCAGGGCCCCCUCACCCCCUCCCCUUCCCACGCGCCGACCCCGUCUCCCCCGCGCGCGCGCGCGCGCGCACUUUCGCGAGCCCCGGCGACAUGCAAAUGAGCUGGCUCCAGUGCCCAGACCCAAGCCCCCCACUGCUCAAUGGACACCCCCAGCCCAGACCCGUUGCCUUCGCCUUUGCCCGGGGAGGAAGAGAAACCUCUGGCCUUACCUCCUCCUGUUCCCCGGGGCCGCCGAGGCCGUCGUCCUGGGGGAGCCACCUCCUCAAAUCGGACACUCAAGGCCUCCCUCCCUCGCAAGCGGGGCCGCCCCCCCAAGUCAGGGCAGGAGCCCCCACUGGUGCAGGUGCAGGGGGUGACAGCCCCAGUAGGCAGCAGUGGCGGGAGCGACCUCCUCCUGAUAGAUGAUCAGGGUGUGCCCUAUACGGUCUCUGAAGGGUCAGCGGCUGGGCCUGAGGGCUCCGGCCCCAGGAAGGCCCCACACUUCUGCCCGGUGUGCCUGCGGGCCUUCCCCUACCUCUCCGACCUGGAGCGCCACAGCAUCUCGCACUCAGAGCUGAAGCCGCAUCAGUGCAAGGUUUGCGGCAAGACCUUCAAGCGCUCCAGCCACCUGCGGCGGCACUGCAACAUCCAUGCCGGCCUGCGGCCCUUCCGCUGCCCGCUGUGCCCCCGCCGCUUCCGAGAGGCGGGCGAGCUGGCGCACCACCACCGUGUGCACUCGGGGGAGCGCCCGUACCAGUGUCCCAUCUGCCGGCUGCGCUUUACAGAGGCCAACACGCUCCGGCGCCAUGCCAAGCGCAAGCACCCGGAGGCCAUGGGGGUACCCCUGUGUGCACCAGAUCCAGGGUCUGAACCGCCGUGGGACGAGGAGGGCAUCCCGGCCACAGCAGAGGCCGAGGAGGAGGAGGAGACAGAGGGGAAGGGGGAGCCAGCCUGACCCACACCCCUGGCCAUCGCUCCCUGGGCCAGGUUUAGAGCAGGGAGUUUGGCUGGUGCUGGGCCUGGGCCAGGGGGCCGAGACACCCUUGUUUCUGGUGGUCUUCCCGUUGUGGGAGCAGGUGCAGGGUGGAGACCUAAACUUCUGGGUCCAGCUGCCUUCAGACCCCCUCCCCCAGACUAACAGACCCUUGGAGGCAGGGGCUGUGGAAAUAAAUCUCUGCCUGCUGGC